UUUUUAGUUUAAGGGUCAACGUCGGUAGCAUUCCGUACCUUGUUCUUCAGUAUUAUUGUAAUUAUUUUACCAUACACAUUAUAAUUAUUGUCUUUAGUACCUCAGCGAUAAAAUGGCUUUUGAUGCUUUUGACUUACUGCUAACAGCAAUACAUAAUGGCGACCGCGAACAAGUGGAAUACAUUUACCUCCAGGAAAAGGCCGGUAAUGACCCUAACUUUUCAUUCAAUUAUACGGACAAUAUCCGAACACCUCUUUGUUCAGCUUCUGCAUUAGAUAGCAUAGACAUCAUAAGGCUUCUACUCUCCUAUGGUGCUGAUCCAAAUUUGCGUAUUGAGAUGGAUGGUACAAUGCCUCUGCAUUUAGCUUGCGAUAAAGAGCAAAGAUGUAACACCAAUACGAGUAUUGUAAAGGAAUUGAUAGAUGCUGAGGCUUAUAAAGACGUCCAAAAUGCUGGAGGUGAAUCUCCGAUUCAUUUAGCAUGUUCCAGGGAAAAUAUUGAGAUUGUUGAAUGUUUGUUAGAGGAGGGUGCUGAUUAUGACUCACUUAAUAGGGAUACCGGUGAAACUGCACUUGUGAUUGCCUGCUGUCUUGGAAAUCUUGAACUCAUUAAGAUUUUGGCUAAGUAUGGAUGUCGUAUUGACUAUCCAAAUAACAUGCCAAUCAUCACGUGCAUUAGCAGGGGAAAUAUUCCGGCCCUGAAACUACUCUUGGAAAAAGGAGAAGAUAUUCGUAAGCGACCGGGGGAUUAUCUAAGUUAUGCAUGUGACUUUAAUCAUAUAGACAUGAUGGAAUAUUCGAGAACUUUAGGAAUAGAUGUAAACAGUCGUAGAACAUCAACAGUUUUUGAACUAGCACCUUUACAUGUCGCUUGCAUGUCGAGAUCAAUUGAACUGAGAGUUGUUGAUAAGCUGUUGUCUUGGGAUGCAGAUGUAUCAAUAGCAAGUGCAACAGGGGACACUGCCCUGCAUUACGCAGCACAAAAUUUAGAUAUAAACAAAGUUAAGACCAUUAUACUACAUGGAGCUAACGUGAAUGCUGUGGAUGAUAUAGGACUGACACCUCUUACUGCGGCUUUGACCUCCAUCUUAGAUCCUACUCUAAUCUUUAACAUUAUUAAAUUGUUUUACGCAGCAGGGGCUACAAUACCCAAGCAAACUGUUGACAUUAUUGAAAGGCACCAUGCUGACAAGCUAGAUUGUUUGAAAGACUCCAUAGAACUUUUACAGGUCUACUCAACCAAUCCUCUAACUCUAAAGGAUACAUGUAGGAUAAAGAUCAGAAGUAUCUUGGGAAAAACAUGUAACAAAAAUGUACCUAACUUACUAUUGCCAAAGCAAAUAACAAAUUAUUUAAAUUUUGGAGAUAUGUUCAUACCUGAUAUUUCUUAAACAGUUUUGAAAGUUUUGACAUUCGUUAAUGAUGAACGCCUCCAUAUAAACUAUAAUUUCGACAAAAACAUGCGUUCGUCUUUACAUUUCAAAGUAGUUCGGCGUAAUUUUGGAACACAUGUUGAUUUUUUCGUCCACACUUAAAAGAUUACAACUA
Mytilus californianus (California mussel) is the source of this 1547-nucleotide messenger RNA. RefSeq names its product putative ankyrin repeat protein RF_0381. Bases 113 to 1390 code for a protein of 425 amino acids. Gene Ontology annotation, biological process: intracellular signal transduction. Gene Ontology annotation, molecular function: protein binding. The record is from RefSeq and is a predicted model, not a curated record. The transcript has 2 exons. NCBI's taxonomy places the organism in Eukaryota, Metazoa, Mollusca, Bivalvia, Mytilida, Mytilidae.